This is a messenger RNA of Acytostelium subglobosum LB1, 648 nucleotides long. RefSeq lists its product as hypothetical. Lineage: Eukaryota; Evosea; Eumycetozoa; Acytosteliales; Acytosteliaceae. The record is from RefSeq and is a predicted model, not a curated record. The coding region runs from base 1 to 648 and encodes 215 amino acids. The transcript is spliced from 2 exons.
AUGUUCACAAAUAAGUUUAGUGUAUUGUCUACUAGUGAUGAUACUCUUGAUAGGGAUAGCGAAGUCAACAAUGUCAACUACAACAACAACAACAACACAAUGUCAUAUUCACAACCUGCUCUGAAGAGGAAGGCUAGUAGUCCAUCAUCAUCACCAAGCAAGGCAAGCACAACAAGCACAACAAGCACAAGCACGACAAGUCAAUCACCUACAAAGAAGAAGACAGCAGACUCGAACAGAGUAGUAACAGAGAGCGACAGUAGUAGCAGGUGUGAGAUUGAAUUGAUAGCGCAUAAUAAGAAACAGUUGAAUGCAAAGGAUAUACAACACUUUAUGUUGUGGACAUUGUCUGACUCGCCUGGACAGGUGCCCACUCCAGGUUGGGUAACAAUCAAGAACAAACAUCUGUUGGACAAGGUGGUGAUGGUGUCAGUGCCCAGCAUCAGCUUGGACCUCUUUCAAAAGGUCUGUGACAUUACACACCGAUCAUGGUUCCAUGACAAGCUGCCACACACCGUCACCAUGUCCAUCAUGGGUAACGGCCAGUCUCAGCCGCCGCAUCCAUCAAUCUAUAAUCCUUUGCUCAAUGUCAAGUUGUCAAAGCACCAUUCGCAACAAGGUGGCUCACCUAAGAGUAGGAUUCAAUGA